AUGACACGCCCCAUUAUUGAAAACAAGGCCGCCCCGGGCAUCUCUUACUACACGCCCGCCCAGGAGCCCGCUGCCGGAUCAGCCGCGAUCCCGCAGUCUGAUGGAUCGCAGCCUCCUAAACUCUUCCAGCCUUUCACUGUGCGGGGCAAGACCUUCCACAAUCGCAUUGGGCUUUCCCCACUCUGCCAAUACAGCGCCGACGAUGGGCACAUGACUGAUUGGCACAUGGCUCACCUGGGCGGAAUUGCCCAGCGUGGUCCAGGUUUCCUGAUGGUGGAGGCCACAGCAGUGCAAGCCAAUGGCCGCAUUACACCCCAAGAUCAUGGUCUCUGGAAAGACUCGCAGAUCGAACCUCUCCGCCGUGUGGUCGAGUUCGUGCACAGCCAGAGCCAACUCAUCGGCGUCCAGCUGGGCCAUGCGGGCCGCAAGGCCAGCACUGUGGCUCCCUGGUUGAGCGCAGCCGACACUGCCACCGAGGAAGUGGGCGGAUGGCCCGACAAUGUGAAGGGCCCCUCGGACAUUCCAUUCCAGGAGAAAUUCCCCACUCCCAAGGCCAUGACGCUUGCCGAGAUCGAAGAAUUCAAGAAGGAUUGGGUGGCCGCUAUCAAGCGCGCUCUCAAGGCCGGUGUGGAUUUCAUUGAAAUCCAUAACGCCCACGGCUAUCUGCUUAUGAGCUUCCUAUCGCCCGCUACAAACAAGCGCACGGAUCAAUAUGGCGGCAGCUUCGAGAAUCGCAUUCGGUUGUCUAUGGAGGUCGCCAAGUUGACUCGCGAGAAUGUUCCGGAUGACAUCCCCAUCUUCCUGCGUGUUUCAGCUACCGAUUGGCUGGAGGAGGUCAUGCCCGAUGAGCCCAGCUGGCGCAUGGAAGAUACGGUCCGUUUCGCCAAGGCGUUGGCUGAUAGCGGUAACGUCGAUGUCUUGGAUAUCAGCAGCGGAGGUAAUCACCACAAGCAGCAUAUCCACGCCAAGGCGGCUUUCCAGGCGCCGUUUGCUAUUAAAGUGAAAGAGGCCGUUGGGGAUCGCCUCAAGGUUGGCUCGGUUGGUAUGAUCAAUUCGGGCCAUCUGGCCAAUUGCCUUUUGGAGAACAAUGGCCUAGACUUUGUGCUUGUCGGUCGUGGUUUCCAGAAGAACCCGGGACUCGUCUGGACCUGGGCGGAGGAACUGGAUGUUGAGAUUGGCAUGGCUAACCAGAUCCGAUGGGGCUUCUCGAGUCGUGGUGGUGGAGUCUAUUUGACGAAGCAGCAGAAGUUGUAG
Messenger RNA from Penicillium maclennaniae, 1254 nucleotides. RefSeq names its product NADH:flavin oxidoreductase/NADH oxidase. Bases 1 to 1254 code for a protein of 417 amino acids. Gene Ontology annotation, cellular component: intracellular anatomical structure. The transcript has 2 exons. NCBI's taxonomy places the organism in Eukaryota, Fungi, Ascomycota, Eurotiomycetes, Eurotiales, Aspergillaceae. Gene Ontology annotation, molecular function: NADP binding; FMN binding; NADPH dehydrogenase activity. The record is from RefSeq and is a predicted model, not a curated record.